GUGCAGACAGUUUGAUAAACAUAACUAUUUUUCCGCAUGCUCGAGCGGCUACACGUACCGGUGUCCUGAGUAACAUUACUGCCUGAAGAUGGUGAAAUUGAAGAAAAAAUCUAUCAAAGCAAAGGCCCAAACUAAAGGAAAAAAAGUGAAACAAGUGCAGUCUUAUGGCAAAACUAAAUCCAACGCCUCCAAUGGCGCCACGAACCGUUUUCGGGACGAUAAACCGAGAAGGCCUACCUCCGCGGAUCUGGAAAAGGCGUACCGAAGGAACAUUCAGUCUGAAAUGUACAACAGGGAACGAGUGGACCAUUUGUUGCCUAUCAAAGUCAAAGGCAAAGGAUUGGUUACCCGUACGGCUCCCAAGCAACUGGGCAAUAAACAUAGCGCGACAAACGAUCUGUCAGACGGAGACGUAUCGGACACGGACGAGGAUAGCAGGCAAGCGGUUUCCAAGGAGCAGGAAAUCGUCACGCUAGCUGACCUGCUGGUUAAACGCGACGCGGAGAUCAAAGAGAAGCAGUUUCUAAUAGGAGCGUCCUGUGCAGCAAUAUUGGAAAAUCCUGAAGCCAGGAUCGAAAAUCUGGGUAAUUUAGUCGAUUUGGUGCGGGAUAUCAACCGAGAUGGGUCGAUUAAUUUCCUUGCUAUUCGCAAAACUGCUAUUAUAUCACUGGUGGAAGUUUUUAAGGACAUAGUUCCAGAAUAUCGCAUCGGCAUUGUAGACAAAGAACAGCAAACAUUAAAAAAGGAUACACUCUCCAGAAUAAAUUACGAAAACAAGCUUUUGACAUACUAUAAGCAAUUUCUGAAACAUCUGGAGCGCAUAACGGAGAAAUAUACUCGGAUGCUGCGGGAAUCGAAAAAAUUGUCCACUGAUACUCGUCAGUUGCUAGAAACUACCGUACAGUGUAUGUGCGAUUUGGUUUUGGCACAUCCGUACUUCAACUAUAGCCCAAAUAUUGUCCAGGUGCUCGUUAUCAUGCUGAACGAUGCGAAGGAAAGUGUUCGAAAAAUAGUUCACUCAUGUUUCAGUACGCUAUUCAAGACCGAUGCAAGAUUGGAUCUAAGCUACCAUACGGUUCGCCAUAUUAACAUGCUGAUAAAAAAGAAGGAACGAAACAUUUUUCCGGAAAUGGUGUCCUGCCUCAAAUAUCUGCAGAUCCAUCGAAUCAAUAUGCACGAGGAAACAUUGCUAGAGCUGAAAAAGCAAAAACUAGAGAAACAAAAGUCGUACUUCAUCAACAUGUCACGAAAGGAACGUAAGCGAAAGAAAAAACUUCAGGAAUUGGAAAAGGACAUCUUCGAAACGAAGGCCGAGGAAAGCAAACAGGUGGUACGACGCAAGCUGACCGACAUUUCCAAAAUGGCUUUUAUGAUUUAUUUCAAAAUAUUAAAAUGCUAUCCCGAUUCACGGGUUCUGAGUGCAACACUGGAAGGGCUUUCGAAGUUCGCGCACACUAUCAAUAUUGAAUUCUUUGCCGAUUUGGUGGAAUUGCUAAACAAUCUACUAGUAAACGCUUCGCUUGGGUAUCGCGAGCAAUUGCACUGUAUCCAAACCGUGUUCGUUAUCCUCAGUGGACAGGGAGAAGUUCUAAAUAUCGAUCCAGCAAGAUUUUAUUCGCAUUUUUACAAAAAUCUUCUGUAUGUUAAUGCAGGUAAAAAUCAUGAAGAUAUGGAAUCAAUCCUAAAAACAUUGGACAUCAUUCUCUUCAAGCGUCGUCGUAACGUUACGUACUAUCGCUUUGUUGGUUUUGUAAAGCGUCUUGCUACGCUUUGUCUUCAGGUGCUGCCUAACGGGUCCCUUGGUCUGAUAUCGUUGAUUCGCAGCUGUAUGAACAUGAAUCAACAGCUCGACAUUCUGCUUGAUACGGAAGCCGACGUAGGGUCUGGUAAGUUUGAUCCGUUGAACGAAGAGCCGGAAUUUUCAAAUGCUAGCUGCACGGCCUUAUUUGAAACUACCUGCCUGACCCGGCAUUAUCAUCAAACGGUGCGCAAGAUGAUAACAAACGUACUGAAAGGAGCGGAUAACGUGCCCAUCAGUGCUGGAAGAACUUUGACUCCUGGGGAAUUCUACACUAACUAUGACUGUUCGGAGAUGGUUUUCAAUCCGGAAAUUCCACAACCUUCGAAAGUAAAAUACCCAAGCAGGAAUCGUAGUCUAUUGGCACUAGCAUUGGUACAAAAGAGUUUCUUGGAGAAUUACAACCCGGUUGUUCCGCUUGCCGUGUCCAAUACCGACGCAUUGAUGUUCGACUACUACCAUGAGUGCGCUAAAAAACACAAAUGUUAAUAAAGUUGAUUCGCAUUUUCGACUCAUUAAUUUCACAGGAUA
Molecule: messenger RNA, 2329 nt
Organism: Anopheles coustani
Lineage: Eukaryota; Metazoa; Arthropoda; Insecta; Diptera; Culicidae
Product: nucleolar complex protein 3 homolog
Exons: 6
Coding region: 89-2287 (732 amino acids)
Biological process (GO): DNA replication initiation
Cellular component (GO): nucleolus
Molecular function (GO): chromatin binding
Source: RefSeq, a predicted model, not a curated record